AUGGCAAUGCGGAGCGGAGGAGCAACAACCGGGGGGCGGUCGCGUGGGGGUGAUUCCCAGACAGCCCGCGCCAUGGACGAAUUUGACCAGUUAGCAGGUCUUCGCGGACGAGCUGUUUACGUCCUGGAACAUCUGGCCACCUUCACGGUAACUAGAGAGACUGGUAUUGUGUACCCAGCAGAUGGCAUGAGGCGAUUGCUACAGCUGGAGAAGACCAAUGGAAUAUGGAGUCAAAAGAUGCAGUUAUGUUUGGAAGACCAGUGGGUGUUAGUUAUGGACUACGAAACUGGGUCCAUUAUGGAGCGAUUCCCUGCCACCUGGGUGCAUUCUCCCACGGCCUUCACGUCACCAGAACCAGCAGAGCUGUACAAUAACGUGCUGGCGUUUGUGGUGGGCGCCCCCGAAAGUGGUGGGGGGUCACCAGGCGGUUCCAGGCGAGAACUACAUAUUUUCCAGUGUCAUGAUGUCAGUGCGCAAACGCUUGUUGAGGAGUUGAACGCGUUGAAGGGCGUCGGAAGCGGUGGAUCGGAAGGCGGUCGCGACUUCGUCAUCGAGCGAGAACGAGAAAGAGAGAGAGAAGCAGAGAUAGACAGACCUAGACGACAGCAAAUGUCCGCCCAAUUAGGCCGCGAACGGGGCGGUUCGGGGGGUGAGCGCGAUGACGCAUCAUCAACCGGCUCCGAAAGACUCUACGAGCAAGACAUCGCGAUUCUGAACCGCUGCUUCGACGACAUCGAGAAGUUCAUAGCGAGACUGCAGCACGCCGCAGCAGCCUCGCGAGAGCUGGAACGGAGGAGGAGAUCGAGAAGUGGCAAACGUGGAGCUGCUGGUGAAGGCAUGCUGGCACUGAGAACACGACCACCACCAGAACGCGACUUCGUUGACGUUCUCCAGAAGUUCAAGCUGUCGUUUAACUUGCUAGCGAGGCUUCGAACCCAUAUACACGAUCCGAAUGCUCCAGAGCUUGUGCAUUUUCUGUUCACGCCGUUGGCGUUGAUAGUAGAUGCGGCGCAGGACGUCGCAGAUGGAAGGCUGCCGUCGAGGGUGGUACAACCCCUGCUUACGAGGGACGCGUUGAACCUACUCGCCAACUGUGUGACCAGUAAAGAGACUGAACUGUGGCAUUCGUUGGGCGAUGCUUGGCUGAUUCCGAGGGAACAAUGGAAAACUACAAUACCUCCAUACCAGCCCGUAUUCAUGGAUGGCUGGACGCCAGACUAUCAGGUUGACGAUCAGCCGUUGAGGAGGAACGCACGAGGAAUAACGAGGGCUGAAGAUUCAGAAUCAGCAGCGUCUUCACCUGAAAGAGAAGCCCCUUACCGUCCGAUCGAGAGAGAGCGCGAUGACGAUGACUUGGGAGAGGCGUGGGCGCAGGGUGUAGCUGCGCGGGGCGGUCGAGUGGUCCGCGUGACGUAUCCACGAACAGCAAACAACGAUAAAGAGCUAACUGUAGUUCGUGGGGAAUACCUUGAGGUGCUAGACGAUUCUCGGAAGUGGUGGAAGGCUCGAAACAGACGAGGCGUCACAGCGCAUGUGCCCCACACAAUCGUAGCGCCAGCCAUCACCCCACCAUCUUCACCACAUCUGUACCCCAACCCCAUAUAUACACACUAUCAGGAGGGUGCUAGCGGCGGUCGCGGCUCUGGUGGGAGCAGUCCAACAGCAGCAGCCGAAAAGCCUAUACCUCCUCCACCGCCACCGCCGCCCCCUCCACCAGAGCCGCCAGUUGAACUUCCAAAACCCACGACGAAAUCGGAUACCAUAAAAUCAACAAAAUCAAUAAUGAGCACAGGAAGCGGUUUGCACGAAGAGUUGAAAGCUGUUCUACCACAGAUCCAACGACGUCUGGAGAUCAAGAAAACCCCAGACAUAUUCAUACAUCAGAAAUCCACCCCGGACGAAGUGGUCUCGUGGUUAGAAGCGAAAGGCUUUAGCCGCACUGCGCAGAAGCAACUGCGGGUAUCUGGUCAUCAAUUGUUCGCGUUGUCUAGAGUUCAGCUAGAACGCGUUUUAGGCACCGAUGAGGGCAAACGGCUUUAUAGCCAAGUCCUCGUGCAGAGGAAUAUAUCUGGGUACAGGACAACAUCUGCGUCAGAACUGCAGAGCAUCCUCCGGAAGGUGCGAGAGAAGGUGGAGGUUUCCUAA
Leptosia nina is the source of this 2145-nucleotide messenger RNA. Lineage: Eukaryota; Metazoa; Arthropoda; Insecta; Lepidoptera; Pieridae. The record is from the annotation of a GenBank genome assembly.